AUGGAGGUUCUGAAAGGCAGUUUUGAUGCGAUCUUGCCAACAAUCGCAGAAGCUAUUCAGCAGGCAGACUUUGUUGCCAUUGACACCGAGUUGACUGGUUUAAACAAUGGACAAUCAACUGCUUACGCUGCUCUUGACACCCCACAAGACCGAUAUUCCAAACUCCGAAAAUCAUCGCAACAGUUCUCAAUCACUCAAUAUGGUGUCAGCUGCUUCAUAUGGGAUCAAAAGAAAAAGUCAUACACGUCAAAACCAUUCAACUUUUACAUCUUUCCUGCUACGGCCAAGUUCCCGUUCAACGUAUUUGAACGUAACUGGAUGAGUCAAGUCGGCUCCAUCGAGUUUCUGGCAAAGAAUGGCUUUGAUUUCAACAAGUGGAUUCGUCACGGAAUUCCAUACUGUAGCAAGCACGAGGAAUCCUACAUCAAGAAUCAAAUCAAUCAGGUCUCAACACAACCUGGAAUAGCCAUUGAUGAUGGAAACAGAGAGUUUGUUGAAACAAGCCUAGAUCGAGUGGACGAAUGGUUGCAGAAUUCUGUAGAAAAAUCAAUAGAUAUCGACACUCAGAGUUCCUACCACAAGAAACUCAUUGGUCAACAGAUCCGUCAAAAAUACAAUAACGCACUCGGUGUCAGUCUACGUGACAGGAGUGUGCAAGUGAAGAGACUCUCAGAUGAGGAACGAGAUAAUGGUGUCGGCGAUCAGGCUGUUCAGCUAGAGAAACAAUUAGACGAAAUUUAUGACACGAAGCACAUUUGUAAAACCAUUCCUGCUCUGGCUCCUCAUUUUCCUGACUCUUCAUUGGAAAAAGUCUACAAGACAACACUUGAACCUCCGUUUGAAGCACCCACCAUUCAAAUACACGACGAUCACCAACGUUAUAGCACAACUUCGGCUAGCUAUCACGAAGCUGGCUGGGAUGCACAUGCUACAGGGGCUGCAUUUGCUCGUCUAGUUGCUCAAUUCCAGCAAGAUACUAAGAUAUCACCACGUGUGUCUUUUGAUGAAGACACGCUUUUGGAAUGUCUGAAUCGGAUGAAUAUGAUGCGCUCUGAUCUGGCUUACGUUCACUUGAAUGGUCCAGAUGAUCAACCAGAUCGAAGUUCUGUCCUCCAUAUCUUCUCCAUGCCUCAAAAUUACAAGCAAAAGGAUAUCGAGGCCUCCUUUGAUGCUAAAGAAUAUGGAUCCAUAUCGCUCCAAUGGAUCAACUCUACAUCCGCCUUUAUACGUUUUGAGAGUACCGAAAAGUCAGAAAAGGCACUCUCUCAACACACGAUCGCUAGCAAGAAGGCGGACAAUUUGAAUUAUGGCGAUGACAUGGAAGAUGGGGAAGAGAAUGCAAAGGCAACAGAAGCUCCUGCAUAUCAUUUACAACGAUACACUGAUAUGAUGGCUAUGGCGGAUGGACCUACUGCCAAGAUUUCGAAUGGAGGAGAGAAUGGUGACGUUUCAGGAAAACGUAAACGACCUGCUGGCGUUCCCGUCUUUUACUUUGGCAUAUCUGCGAUCUUGUAUAUUAGGCUGAAGCAGUUUGUGGAGAAACUGACGGGAGCCAGCCGUGCCGAUAACCCUGAUGCUAAAAGUGACUGGAGUCCUUGGCCUGCACGUUACAAACCCUUCGAAGGAUCUGAAUAUGAUGUGGUGGCAGUUAUUGGAUCCAACACCACUUGGGUCAACGUGGCAAACCCCGAGCUCGCAAAAGAUGUUGCCGUUCGUAAACUCGACUUUCCAAAACCAAUUCAGUGGUAUGACAUCCUCGACGUUUAUGGAAAAAAUGUCUUGACCGUCGAGGGUGAGGUUUGGAAGUAUAUGAGACGUAUCGUCGCUCCAACGUUUUCCGAUCGCAACUCCGGACUUGUGCAUCAAGAAACUAUUAAAACUUGCAAGGCUAUGUUUGACGCUUGGGAUAAAUCUGCUGCAAACGGUUCGGCGGAAGUGAAUGUCAGUAACGAUUCAAUGAAGCUCACAAUGUUUGUGAUUUCUGGUGCUGGAUUUGGACUGUCGCUCGACUGGAAUCGCGAGGACCAAGCUGGAUAUGAAAACCAUAAAUUGAGUUUCAAACAAUCUGCUGGUGCCUUUUUGGAUGUAUCCGUUCUCUUCAAGAUUAACGCACAAUUCGAUUCGUAUCUACGAGAAUUCAUUGCGGAUGCCAAGUCGGGCAAGAAGAUGAACGAGAACAAUGUUCUCAGGGCUCUUGUGGUAUCUACUGGUGAAGAUGACGACUUUACAGGGAAAGCAGAAGCAUCUGAUAAACGAGUUAUGACUGAAGCAGAGAUUGUUGGGAAUUGCUUCAUUAUUAUGCUUGCUGGACACGAGACAACGUACGAGACUCCUGGAUUUUCCACCAACGAAACCUUGAGUAAUCAGGACAUUCAAGAAGAGCUCCACGCUGAGGUUGAACGAGUUCUUGGUGACCGUGACCCCAAAUAUCAAGACUAUAACGAAUUAAAGUACUGCCAAGCUGUCGCAAAUGAGACUUUACGGCUGUUUCCCGCUGUUGUAUCGAUCCCGAAAUGGGUUCCAAAGGAUGGAAAGCCGCAACAUCUUGGAAAACUAGUCGUAGAGCCCGGCACCCAUGUCAACAUCCACGCAAGUGCCUUACACCAUGACUUAUCUUACACCACCCAGCCCAGUGACUACAAUGCUGACAAAGGUCUUGGUCUCUUGAGUGCAUUUUCUGGACCACUGCUUGCAGCGGCUCACAAUGAGCUUCAUGCCGACAAAGUGGUCCUUUCUAGGAGCGACAUUGGCCAAAUUAUUGCAUUCCGUGCAGACAUGGAUUCUGCUACGAGAAAGCAUGCAACAUACAAGUUCUCUUCUAGUCCCAAAGCUGGUACUGUUCUGGCCUUCUUGGACAUGCUGGCAUCUCAAGAAGAAUUCAAGGGCGGCCUUGUUCUUGAUAGUUACCGCCAGCCACAUGAGGUCUUGUGCUAUCCAGACAAGGCCGCCUCGGACAAUGACAUAAGCAUUAUGGCAACACAAAGUCCUGUAUUGAUGUCUGGAGGUGGUAGUGUUACAAUUCCAGGAACUCGCAAACGAGGCAUGACGAGUAUAUCUGAAAAUAGCACCACAACCAAAAACUCGUGCAACUCGAUCGACAUCACCAUUAGCAGAUCCAGUGAAAAAUUCCUCUCUCGUCCUAUUGCUGAUGUACACAAGGUCAUGUUGUUACAUCCAAGUCUUGUCUUGGACAAACCACCACCGGCGAUUGUCUCCAUGACCCUCCGCACUACUAUCAGUCUUCCACCUACUAAAUGGAAGCGGAUGAGGACGCAGGAGCAUCUACGCAAGGACUGCAAGGAUUGCUCAAUAGUCAAAAAGCCUCGCGAAACAACAGCCCAGGACUAUACACCUGCUCGUAUCUGGUAUUCUGCACAUGGUGGUCACAUGAAUGAUAUAAACAAGAAGGCCAUUGAUGCCGUCAUGCUGAAAUUGUUUGGCAUCCUGGAAGCAAUGAAGUAA
This is a messenger RNA of Synchytrium microbalum, 3462 nucleotides long. RefSeq lists its product as uncharacterized. Gene Ontology annotation, biological process: mRNA catabolic process. Bases 1 to 3462 code for a protein of 1153 amino acids. Gene Ontology annotation, molecular function: poly(A)-specific ribonuclease activity; RNA binding; heme binding. Gene Ontology annotation, cellular component: nucleus; cytoplasm. The transcript has 20 exons. The record is from RefSeq and is a predicted model, not a curated record. Lineage: Eukaryota; Fungi; Chytridiomycota; Chytridiomycetes; Synchytriales; Synchytriaceae.